Messenger RNA from Dermacentor andersoni, 1958 nucleotides. Its product is annotated as solute carrier family 22 member 13-like. Lineage: Eukaryota; Metazoa; Arthropoda; Arachnida; Ixodida; Ixodidae. The record is from RefSeq and is a predicted model, not a curated record. Gene Ontology annotation, biological process: transmembrane transport. Gene Ontology annotation, cellular component: membrane. Gene Ontology annotation, molecular function: transmembrane transporter activity.
UGUUGUUCGUCAGGCUAAACACGUUCGUAGUUAUGCGUUUCCUCCUUGGAGCCGCCACAACCACACUUUUCAACACCAGCUUUGUUCUCGUGGUGGAAGUUCUAGCGCCUGAACGACGCACGCUUUACGCGAUGGCAGUGUUGUUGAGCAAGGUGAUCGGUGCCGCCAUCGCAUCCACAAUGAUGUUGGCCGGGUUCAGCUGGUACACGUUGCAUCUGGCCAGUAUGCUACCUUGCCUCAUGAUGCUGCGCUCCAUCACGUGUCUAGUGGAGUCCCCACGCUGGUUGCUGGCCAGAGGCCGGCUGGAUGAGGCCGAAACAGUCAUCAUGCAUGCGGCUACGCUCAACGGCGAGAACAUUUUCGAUGUGCGCCACCAGUGGGCGCGCCAGCGUCGUGAAUUGGAGCGCCCAGAAGGUACUCGCCAGAGCACUUGCUGCGAGGCAGCGCGUCUGCGGUGCCGUCUGAAGAAUAAUGCUAUCCUUUACUUCUGCUGGUGCGUGACUGCGUGUACGUUGCAGGCGACGUGGCUGAAGAUCUACCACCUGGGUUUCUAUCCGCUGUCACUCAUGGCCCUCUUUGCGCUGCUGUCCAUCCCUGGCGAGCUGGGCGCUAUGGCUUCUGCUGCGCACGUCGGCCGAAAGACAUCCCUGGCUUGGGCCCUGGUCAUCGCCGCCAUUGCCCUCUUCGCAACUGUCGCAUGGGGCGAUGCGAAUGUGGUCUCCAGCGCAACGCUGCUGACGCUGGCGAGCGUAGUCACGGACGCCUCGCAAGCCGUUCUCACGCUGUACACAGCAGAAGUGCACCCCACGGUGGUGCGCUGCUCCGGCCUAGCAAUGUGCACGUGUUUUUCUACAGCGGCCACCAUCGCCACGCCACUCGCCACAUAUUUUGGCGUUUUGCAGAUGUCGUGGCUGCCACUGGUCAUGGUGUCGCUGCUAGGCCUCAGCGCUGCCUUUUUAGUGGUUCGGCUGCCAGACACCAAAGAGCGCACUGUUCUGCCAGACGAGCUGUCGGACAUACCGUUCGAGCAGACGUCGGGAAUCGCUCAAGUGGUGCCUGAUAACACCCACAUCGUGUCACUGGAAGCGCAAAGGAGCGAUAAACGCCGGACACUGGGAGAACGCUGACUGGCCUUUUUCUACGCGGCAAAACAUCUUGAUGGUGCAUGUAUUAGUGUUUUAUCGUUUGAACGUCAUCUUCUUUGCUAAACAUUUCGUGAAGACUCUUAAUGAUGCACUUGUGGUACGACGAGAUUUGACCUAAUGCGCGGUAUUCCAGGCGUAUACGUUGUUUAAGAAUGGUUACCCUACAAAUCGUGCUGUGGUAACCUCUCGUGUUUAAUGCUGAUAUAUUGACACGCGCAUCUGGCCCCUUUUAGAGUAAAGUAGAGAAUAAUUUGGCAAUCUGCGAGCUAUUCACUGACGUUUUAUUUUUUUGAACCGUUGAAGAAUUGCAUUGCCCCGUCCCCAUGGACGUACUACAAAAUUCAAUUCUUUCUUCCCUAAUUAGUGCUUGCAAUACUAUGCACUGAAAGGCGGUAUCCUUAAUUCUACGAGUUUAUGGCCAAAAUGUGUCGCGUAAUAACUGUCUCCGAACAAGGCCCGUGGUCAUACGCUGAUACAGCAGCAAUUCGCUUGUAACAGCCAUUCCUUUUUUUCGCAGCCCAUCACCUAUAAACAUAAUUUCAUUGCACCGGUCAUUCAACUGAGUUGCUGUAAUGUGGACGCAGUUUGCCACCCAGGUGGAACAAGUAAAUAUUUGGCACCUGUUCACACCCUAUACCGACAUUAACACAUCAGCUGGCUGGUGACGUCUAGUAUAUAAUUGCUGAGAUGCUGAAAGUUCCAUUGCGUCUGGCGUCUCAGUUUGUAGAUCUUGUGGCUCGUAACAAAGUAGAGCCCGGCUAGCUGUACCAGCAUAACUUUUCAAGCUGCAGUGAAUAAACGCCUGAGUGGGCA